AUGGCCGAUGUGGAUGACGUCCAUACAAAACCUAUCCCGGCGUUUUAUUGCUGUUAUCUCCUGAGAUCAACCGUUCGGCAAACUUCUCUGUACAUUGGCUCCACUCCUCAUCCAUCUAGACGGCUCGCGCAGCACAAUGGAGUCUCAAAAGGUGGAGCACGCAAGACUGCAAAUGACAAGAGACCUUGGGAAAUGGUGCUCAUUGUAGAAGGCUUUAUGAGUCGGACUGCUGCCUUGCAGUUUGAAUGGGCAUGGCAGAAGCCGGGCAAAUCUCGCCAUCUUGGCUUUGGUGAUGAUAAUACGGAAUCUGCCGGAGGGAAGGGUAGGACCCGGCCUCGUGGCCCCGCGAGGUCCUUGAAAGGGCACUUGGAGAAUUUGCACGCUUUGCUACGAUCGACAUACUUCUCUAGUCUACCUCUCAGAGUACGAUUCUUUGCUGAAGACGUUCACCAACUGUGGAGGGUUUGGAGUGAUCGCGUAGAUGGUGUCAUUCCGGAGCACAUCAAAGUUAUCCCAGAUGGUAGCUGUGUCGAGAAUAAGCAGCCUGGCAUCGAGUACGCAAGAGUUGGUAGCGUCGAGCACAUUCAGGUCGAUUACAGUAAGAUGUAUAAUUACUUGGAGAAGGCAGCGUUUCAGCUGGACGAUCCAGAAGACUUGCAGUGCAAAGUUUGCCAAACACCGGUUGUCCCCAAGGAAGAGCUGGUAGUUGUCUGUCCUCAGAUGCGCUGUUACUGCGUGAGUCAUUUAUUAUGUCUAUCGGCUAGGUUCCUAGAUUCUACCACGGAGCGAGGAAGACUCGUACCCAUAGCUGGAAAAUGUCCUGGAUGCCACAAAAUUGUCCAAUGGUCCCUGAUGAUGCAGGAACUGAGUUUACGAACCCGAGGAGAAAAGGAAUUGCAGGCUAUUUUGAGGAAAAAGAAACGAGGGGAUUACAGGAAAAAUGACGUUCCGAGUGAGGACACUGAUGAUGUGAGCACAGCUACUGCAGAACACUGUGACUUUCCCGAGUCAGUGGGUAGCUCAGUAAAGGGGCCGAACAACGCCUCCGAUGAAGGCACCCACGACGACAUCCCUCUAGAAGAUGACUGGUAUGAGUCGCUGGCCCUCGAAUCAGACCAUGAGAUCGAUGAUUGGUCGAAGGGCCAUCCUGCAAUGGCCACAAGAGUCGAAAUAGUCAUCGAGGAUAGCGAUGGGUGA
Aspergillus nomiae NRRL 13137 is the source of this 1197-nucleotide messenger RNA. Its product is annotated as structure-specific endonuclease subunit SLX1. Bases 1 to 1197 code for a protein of 398 amino acids. The record is from RefSeq and is a predicted model, not a curated record. Lineage: Eukaryota; Fungi; Ascomycota; Eurotiomycetes; Eurotiales; Aspergillaceae. The transcript has 2 exons. Gene Ontology annotation, biological process: double-strand break repair via homologous recombination. Gene Ontology annotation, cellular component: Slx1-Slx4 complex. Gene Ontology annotation, molecular function: crossover junction DNA endonuclease activity; 5'-flap endonuclease activity.